Molecule: messenger RNA, 2271 nt
Organism: Daldinia caldariorum
Lineage: Eukaryota; Fungi; Ascomycota; Sordariomycetes; Xylariales; Hypoxylaceae
Product: GNS1/SUR4 family-domain-containing protein
Exons: 2
Coding region: 248-1657 (469 amino acids)
Biological process (GO): fatty acid elongation, saturated fatty acid; fatty acid elongation, monounsaturated fatty acid; fatty acid elongation, polyunsaturated fatty acid
Cellular component (GO): endoplasmic reticulum membrane
Molecular function (GO): fatty acid elongase activity
Source: RefSeq, a predicted model, not a curated record
GGAUAACUUUCUAAACGUGACCUUUUAGUUUUUACCUUCAAGCACGGUCAGAGUUGCUUCUCAUCCUCACCCGAUGCAUUUAUAGAACGCCCGACUUACAUCUCCCCCUUUUUUAACGUCCUUCAGAUCCGAGUGCACAUAUCGCAACAUAUCGAGUGCAUAUUCUAUAUCUUUACGAAUAUAUCAUUAACCCAGUACCUCUAAUUUUCAAAGACUCUUCUUUGAUCUGGGAUAGGAACUUGCCAUAAUGGCUACGCCAGUUGUCUCCCUCGCGCCUCCGGCGGCUACUCUUUUCCAGCUUCCCCCUAAUUCAGAGCCGUACGCCAUCCCUCCUCCGAGCUACAAUACGCCUUUCCGCAUACCGGAAAACUUAUACGUCAACGCUCUGGACCCAAAAGUGCCCAUCACGAUCGCUGCGGUAUACGCGGUUACUGCUAAGGCUCUCAAUGCAUACAAUAAGUCGACUUGCAAGAAGCCUUGGGCUAUAAGCAAGACGAAGGCGUUCCGCUUCUUCGUUAUCCUCCACAAUGUCUUCCUCGCUGUUUAUUCUGCAUGGACCUGGUUGGGUAUGCUCAAUACCUUCCGGAACUCGAUCGUGAGCCCGGCUGGACCCAAUGGCUGGGCUGGUACUGUUGACAGUAUCUGCAAGAUUCACGGAACUGCUGGUCUAGAAAACGGUGUCAGUUAUAAUCAGGCUCGAGGGGUUUGGGAGACAUUGUUAAGCACCGGCUCUUCAGCAACUGUGCUUUCUCCUAGCCCGGAUGACAGGGGACGAAUUUGGAACGAAGGAUUGGCGUUCUACGGCUGGAUUUUCUACAUCAGCAAGUUCUACGAGGUUCUUGAUACCUUUAUCAUUCUCGCCAAGGGUAAAUUCAGCUCAACUCUCCAAACCUAUCACCACGCUGGUGCUAUGAUGGCUAUGUGGGCUGGUAUGCGGUAUAUGUCGACACCUAUCUGGAUCUUCGUCUUCUUCAACUCAGCCAUCCAUGCUAUCAUGUACACCUACUUCACUGUCACGGCUUUCAACAUCCGCGUGCCUCAGGUUAUCAAGCGCACACUUACCUCGCUUCAGAUCUCGCAGUUCAUUAUCGGUGGUUCCGUCGCCAUUAUUCACUCGUUCGUAUCAUACUUGGUCCCGGUUCAAGUCGAAGUCGACCCUGCUGAAGCUGUUGCCGCGGCAUCGAGCAUUUCCGCUUCCGGAAGCGCAACCCCUCGCGCUGGCAGUGCUGCUGCUGUGGUAUCCUCCGAGACUAACUCCACCCACAAUGGCGCGAGCUACAUUACUCGAUACCAAAAAGUUGAUUGCAUCACAACAAAUGGUGCAACUUUCGCUAUAUGGCUUAAUGUUAUCUACCUAGCGCCUUUAACUUACCUUUUCGCGUCCUUCUUCGUUUCGAGCUACCUACGCCGUAGCAAGGCUGAGGUCGUCCGUGCUAAGAGCAACCCGGAUCGUCGUUUAAGCAACGUUGCGCUGGCCGAGAAAGCUAGCUGGGAUGCUGCAAAGGGUCUUGAACGAGAGGUAUAUGGCGAGAGCAAGGAGGGAGUAAUCAUCGAGGAAAGCGACGAUUCGAGCAGCGGCAAACUUCAUCCCUCAUCUGCCGCUCGAGUCAACGGGGUCAAGUCCAAGGCUAAGGGAAAGACCAACAAGAAGUUGUAGAUGGAUCACAUAUGAACUGGGAGGAAUUAAUGAGCUAGCCAAUCACAAGGCUAGCAUCUACGAAUAAAUUGACGGCAGCUAAACUGCAACACUACGGCAUUAUUACACCGGCGAUGCAUGAAAAGUAGCCACCGGCGUUUGGGGGGGCGAGAGAAAAUGGGCGCCUAUGAAAAACGUGCUUGCAUACGGGGUACGCAGAGGUUAUAGAGAUCAAGUGUGUGGCGAGGGUGGGCUCUAAUGAAUGAUGAAAAGGUCAUUCAGGUUAAAUGUAUAUAUCAAGCCGGCCCUCACUUUUAAAGCCAGUAAUGAUGUAUAUAACACAAAAUAUCUUUAGCGAAUGGGUAUCCUUUUUUGUAUCAUAACCUGUACUGCUUGGGCAGUCGAACACUACGAAUGGGGAUAAAAUGGACCUUGAUUCAGGGGAACCAGCCACAGCACGGAGCUUUACUUAUCUGAAUUACUUCUGUUGUGUCACAUUGAUGUGCAUCAAGUACCUGGAACAAUUUCAUGCAAGGCCCUCUUGUGGGAAAGCGAACAGUCGACGCAAGUAGAUAUAAACCUUCUGUGGGGGCUUUAGACAAUUACUUAGUACUUAUAUGUCUGGAUUAAUAGUG